Epinephelus lanceolatus (giant grouper) is the source of this 6840-nucleotide messenger RNA. RefSeq names its product PALM2 and AKAP2 fusion (gene palm2akap2). NCBI's taxonomy places the organism in Eukaryota, Metazoa, Chordata, Actinopteri, Perciformes, Serranidae. Gene Ontology annotation, biological process: regulation of cell shape. The record is from RefSeq and is a predicted model, not a curated record. Gene Ontology annotation, cellular component: membrane.
CCGUCUUCUGCUCUCUAUCCUGCUCUCUCAUCUCGGCUACCUCAUCCUCCUGCCCUCUCUUACCUCAGCUACAAAUCCUUCCUCUCUCCCUCUCUGACAUCAUCACCUGCACAUUUAUUCAUACAGAUACACAAGUGGCCCGUCUUUCCUUACCUCUUUCUCGCACACGCACGCAAACAUGCUUACACCCAUCCCCUCCUGCUGGCAGAGCGGGGCGAUGCAGGAGCGGCAGGAGCAGCUGUUCUGACACAUCCUGGCGUGACGAGCGCACACCGAAAAGGCAGGAGGAAAAGACAGAGGAGGAGGAGGAGAAGAUAAGGAGGAGGGGAGGAGAGAGGAGGAGGAGGAGGAGAGGAGGAGGAAGAAGAGGGAGAAGAGGUGGACACAACUCUUGCGAAAGGACAGCGGAGGACAGGAGAAGGAGAGGAGAACGAGGCAGAGGAGCAGGGAAGGAGAGGAGAGGGGUGUUGCAGCCAUGUCAGACACACCUUUGCAGAGGAACGGCACCGCCACAGCACCGAUGUCGUGUGAGGAGGCUCAGCUCCACAAAGAGAGGCUGCAGGCCUUGGCGGAGAAGCGAAAACGACAAACUGAGAUUGAAGACAAAAGAAGCCAGCUCGAUGACCUGGUGCUACAACUACAGCAUCUCAAGUCCAAAGCCAUGCGCGAGCGAUGGCUCCUCCAGGGAAUGGGAGUGGAGGAAGAGGAGGCACGGCGGAAACAGCUGGAACAGGAUGAAGAACAGGGCAAGAGGCUGGAAGACAUAAUACAAAGGCUGGAGUCUGAAAUCGGCACACUCGAGAGUGAAGAGUCUCAGAUAUCAGCCAAAGAGCAGGUUCUACGGGAACGUCUGAAAGAGACGGAGCGCUCCAUAGAAGACCUGCAGAAGAGCCUGAUGACUCAAGAUGGAGAUGCCACCGGCUGCAUGUCCGCCCCUCUCUCGGACUGCACGGACCCCGACGCCGACCACCUCGUCCUGGCCACGCAGCCCAGGACCGGCCCACCUGCCUCCGGAGAGCACGCCAUACCAAGACCUGCAAUGUUUGCCAUGGAGAUCAACGUGCAGCAUGACCCACAGACCGGCGAGCAGCGCGUCCUGUCAGCCAACCGUGUGAGCCCGCUGGACGCGGCAUCGCGUGGCGUCAAAGUCUACGACGACGGCAGGAAAGUGGUCUAUGAGGUCAGUUCCUCUGGGGGCGUGUCCACCACCACCAUGGAGAACGGUUGGAGCUCGGCGCAGGUGGACCAGCUGAUCCAGCGUGCUGCCAGACCUGCUGUACACGGAGUAGAUGGCAGCAGGGGUCAGGUGACGGUGACCCAAGCUGCCCCGCAGGCUUAUGUUUCACCAUUAGAUGUUGACGAUCUGUCACCACCCUCCUGCGCCCCGCCAUCCAUUCCUUCGAGCCCACCAGCACAGGUCGUCCUCCAGAGGGAGACCCGGCUUGGUAUGAUGCCCCCCUCUGCUCCCAUUACAACCCAACCUGGCUCCUCAGCUCACCCGGGCGGCGAGCUCACCAACACACCCCAAGCAACCGCAGAGCACCCAGUCACCAUGGUGUUCCUCGGCUACCAGGACGUUGAGGACACAAGCGAGAGCAGGCGGCUGCUAGGCUUUGACGGCGCUGUGAAGGCCGAGGUGGUCCUCAUCGACGAAGAUGACGAGAAAUCGCUGAGGGAGAAAACGGUCACCGACCUAUCCAUCAUCGACGGCACGGCGGCUGACCUCGUGUCAGGGCGGCCGGCCACGUCUGAUGCCGUCAGCACGGAACUGUCAUCCGACGGCCGCGAGCCCGACAGCGCCUCCUCACCCCCCGCUAACCCUGAAGCCAACACGGCCCCCCCGCCCGGCCUCACCCCCCCCACAGGCUAUGGCACACCAUCAGAGGUUACCGUGACAACAGAAAAUGGGUAUCAAGCUCCCAUUCCGACCAGACAACCUCACACCGCCAUGAAAUCGUGGCGGGCAGCCGAGGAUGUCAGUGACACAACGCCACGAGAGCGAGCCCUGAAGAGCGUCAGUUUCCAGGAAUCGGUCAGCGUUAUCUCUGACAGGCCUGCAACCAUGGAAGUGGAGAGCCAGCAGAUCCAACAUGGCUGCCUCAGCAGCCCCAGUAACCGAGCCCACAAUGCAGUUGGUGUGAAAGUGGAGACUCCUGACAGCGAGGUGAUGCAGGAGAUCCGCUACUUGGACCAGGUUUUAGACGCCGCCUCAGAAACCCCCACCAACGGAAACUCUUCUCCCCCAGAACACAUCAAAUCAAUCAGCAUCGACGGAAACUCUCCUUCCGUCUGCGUGUCCGCCUCCUCUCCCAUCAGCCACCACUCGGUCGUCGUGGAGGGUCAGAGACAGACCACAUUCCUCCAUCAGGACGACUCUGCUGUGAGGACCAACGGUCACGUGCAGGCAGAGGAGUCGGCGAGCAGCAGGGCGAGGUUUGAGCUGAGAUCGUUUCACGAGGAGAAGCGGCCGGCGAAACUCUUCACCCCUGGAGAGGAGCAGCAGGUCAGGGUGACGAGGAGGCGACCCUCAGAGGAGGUUCAGGAGCUGGAGCGUGAGCGUCAGGAGCUGAUCAAAGACCAGGCAGUGAAGAAAAACCCUGGCAUCGCCCAGCGUUGGUGGAACCCUCCCCAGGAGGUUCCUUUGGAAGAACAGCUGGAUGCAGAGCAGCUUGAGUCUCUCAAGAAAUACCAGGAGAGGAAACAGCAGAAACAGGGUCAAACUUAUACAUACACACAGCCCCAGGUGUCAGGUCCUCCCACCAUGGUGACCUUCGAUCCUGAGCUAAACAGGAAGGACGACAUUGUGGAGGAGCAGAUUGACUUCUCUUCUGCCAGGAAGCAGUUUCUCCAAGGGGGGCAAACCAAGAGGGACGUAGCUCCUCAAAUAUACUCCGCCAAACCAUUUUCGAAAUCCAGGGGCAGCCAGGGGAGCAGUGACAUUGUCGAAGAAACCGGGGAGGGUCACGUGACCUGGUCUGAUGAAGGAAUUGCGACAGAAUUCACUUGUGCACGAGCUGUAAUGACAAUCCUGCCUGAUGAGGAGGAAGGGAAGAGCCAUUUCAAUCCAGGUUUCCACCCAGAGGAGUCUGACUCAGGGUUAGACGAGUUAUCUGUCCGUUCUCAGGACACCACUGUGUUUAGCUUGGAUAACGUUUCUGACAGCGGGGCUUCGCUACCGCCUACCCCGCUGCCGCUUACCCCGGUGUCACCGCCCACCCCCCAGCCCACCACGCCAGUCAAUGGGCAGACCAGCAGCAGUCCAACGGAAGACGACCUGGAGUACCACGCAGGGGUACUUGUCCAAAAUGCCAUCCAAAAUGCCCUGGCAGCUCGGGAUGGAGGGGAGUGGCAGGCAUCUGACUUGAAUUCCUCCCAACCUAGCGCCCCUGUGUCUCCAUCCUCAGUUUCUACGAGUAGCCCAGUGCCAGUUUCUUCCUCUCCUGUGUCUUCUGGUGGAGCUCCCAGCCUCCAGUCACCAGUGUCCUCCAGUCCUGCUCCAUCCGACGUGUCGCCUCAGCCAGACAGACGACCAGAAGUAAGAGUCAUUGCCCAAGAGAAGCCUUCAGAGUCCGAACAUGCUGUGCAGCAGCAGCAGCAGCAGCAGCAGCAGCCCUCCAGUCCAGCACAGCAAACACAGCUCCAGACGCCUUCUCCACCUCCUUCUCAGCCCGUCUCUCCACCCCAGAGACCCAGAGAUGGAGGCCCCAGAAUCAAAAUCCAGUCCUCUUACGCCAGAGCUCUCGCCUCCUCAGCCCCGGCUCCAGCUCCCGCACCUGCUCCUGUCUCUGCAGCUCCGGUUUCCAGGCCGACCCCAGUCUACCGUCCCCCUUCUCCUCCGAGCCCAGAAAAACCAGAAUUCAGCUACUUCAGCAAAUACUCCGAAGCAGCCGAACUGCGCAGCACGGCAGCAGCAGCACGAGGCCCUGAGGCGGAGGCAGCGAGCGGCCCGUUCCGCCUGCGCUCCAAGAAGCAGCGAACUUUGUCCAUGAUUGAAGAGGAGAUCCGAGCGGCUCAGCAGAGGGAGGAGGAGCUGAAGAAACAGAGGGAGGAGCAACCUGUUGUUAUUGUCCGCCCCAGCAACCCUUCAUACAACAGUCUCGGUUCUGUGAGGUCGGGGAUGCGGCAGACUAAGAUUUCCCCAGCAGAUAAGAUGAAGAGCAACAGCCUGCCAGCGAGACUCACACUGACAGCGAAGACAGCACCAGGAAAAAUCGAUAAGGUUCGACCUGCACCGCCUGUCUCACCCUCGCCUUCAGACGGAGCCUUGUCUGACGCCGGCAGCGAGGACUCUGGAGGACGGCCCAAAAACUUCAUGCAGACACUAAUGGAAGACUAUGAAACACACAAAGUGAAGAGGAGGGAGAAGCUAGAGGACAACAGUUAUGCCCGUUUGUUGCUGGCCAAUGAGGUUCUGGAGGCCACUCGCGUCACCAGGAGGAAAAGCGACAUGGCGCGGAAGUGGGAAGCCGGUAUCUAUGCCAACGAGGAAGGAGAGGAAGAAGAAGAAGAGGAGGAGGAGGAGGAAGAGGAGGAGGAGUAGACUGCUCCUUCCAGAGACAGUUAAGGGACCGAGAGGGAAGGAGGAGGAAGAGACUGAAGGAAAAACGCAGCGAGGACGUGGAAAGGAAACAGUAUUUAUUUCACUCAUAGUAUUCUGAUCACAUGACCCACUGGCUCAACCAGUGGGACUCAUCAAAGAGAUGCAUCGAGUUGUGGAUUUUAGAGGAUUGAAGGCCGACAGUAUGUGAAGAGACUGAGUAUGUGAGAGACAUUUGAAGUGUUGAGGUGAUGCAAGAGACACUUUGAAAGGGUUUGAUGGUGGUUUAAGAGCGCUGCUCAGAAGUGCAUUGGGAAUUGAAGGUUUUUAAUAGUUGGUAGACGCUGAAUGACGUAAAUAUUCAUAGGAUUUUUCAUUUACCUGUUUUUUUUUAUUGAAAUAUGGGCUGAGAUCUAAAGAAUCAAUCUAAAGAUUUUAUUUUGACUGGUUGCCUGAGACUUGCUGAUGAUGGUUUUGGCAGUGGGUGCUUGAUAAUAACCCCAAUGUUCAAUUCAAAAUGUGUGGAGAGGGUUGCAAACGACAAACAGGCAUAUGCAGAGUGACUAUGAAGAAACUUUUAACUGAAAGGAGUUAAAGAGAGGAGACAAAGCGAGGCCUGAUAUCUGUCAGAUUUUGAUGAUGCUGCAAUGUUUUCCAGGCACUUAAACAAAUUGGAGCAUCGCCUUCAGAGCCCGUAAAGUUUAACCUUCUGCAUCCUGUAGUGCCACAACACACCACAGAUAUAACACAUGUACGGCAUGUCGGUGGGAGCUUUUGCAAUCCUUUUAAGCAUCUGCAAUAAAUCUUAAGUGCCGACUUGAGGGUCCUUGAACUGUUGAAUGCUAGCGAGGAAAUUUGAAAAACUAGCAUCGAGGUUCAACUUUGCCUUAGAUCGUCAGUGAUUGUUGGAUGCACGAUAUGUAUGAUGUAUUUUAUCUUCUCUUAUUCUGCAGUUUCAAUAGACCUUAGAGAAAAUACCACAUUAGAUAGAAGUCUGUCUAUAAAACACUAUUCUUCAGUGACUUCAUGUCUAUUAAGUGACGGACACAUGGGAAAGAGGGAAGCUAACUGCGGGUCAUGUUUGCGUCACUUCAGUCAGAGUGUGUAUGAAAUAAAGGGCUGGGUCGAGGGCUUUUAUAUCCUAAAGUAAAUCACUUAUUUUACCUUCGCUGGCUACGUCGCUUUGUUGACCUGUGCUUUCUGAUGUAAGGAGUUGUUUCAUGUAUUAUACUGAGGUAGGAUUGUGUAUUUGAUAUAUGAACAUGUAUGUUAAGAUUCCAGUGAGGGCGACUGCCAUGUAUCUACUAUACCUUGCUAGCUGAGGAUAAAGUUUGAUGAAAAAUAUUGAAAAAGCGUUUUAUAAAAAAAAAGUUGUUUUACCAAAAACAGAAUGUUGUUAUUUAGAGAACAGUCUGCCUACGCUUUUAAAAAAUCUAUUUAAGAAGUUUCUGAUUGUGUGCAUGGAAUGACAUUCAUUCCUAACCUGACACAAGCACACAACAAGCAGAAGGUAACCGACAUUGCAAAGGCUCAUUAACAGGCCAUAACUACAGGCUCAACUUCUGCUCAUUUUGUAUGAUAAUAACGUAACAGGGGAGGUUCAUGUGUUGGGGUUGUCAGUUUUUUUACUAAAUAUAUUGUGAGCUUUGAUUUUACAGGAUGUGACUUCCUGUUUUAAAUGAACGAUGAAUGAUUUACUGCGAUACUGUGGAUUGUCCAGGUGUGGAAAGCAAAGUUCAGCUUCAAAACUAAACACAUUGAAACAGGAGUAAUCCCUGUAGCCUAGAGGAUUGUCUUUAAAGGGACAGUUCACCCCCAAAUCAAAAAUACAUAUUUUGCCCCUUACCUGUAGUGCUGUUUAUCAGUCUAGAUUGUUUUGAUGUGAGUUGCCGAGUGUCGGAGAUAUUGGCAGUAGAGAUGUCUGCCUUAUUUCCGAUAUAACAGAACUAGAUGGAACUAGGCUUGUGGUGCUGCAAAAAAGUGAAUUUUAUAAACUCAACAUCAGUGUCUCUUUCCAGAAAUCAUGACCCAUUUAUUCAAGAUAAUCCACAGACCUUGUUGUGGCCGGUUUCAUGGAACUAUUUUCUUUGUACCGAACAACUGCCAACCAUAUCACCCCACAGGAGGAAGAGUGCAUCUACUCACGGACAGGAGGCUUUGUUUUUGACAGCAUAAGCUGUAAAAAUUAAGGGUGCUCUCCUCAGCUGAGCUGUGACGUUAGCUAGCUAGCUAGUGGUCAUAGGUGAGCUAGCAGUAGAUGCACACUUCCUUCUAUGUGGUGAUAUGGUUGGCGGGUAUAUUUC